This is a messenger RNA of Aspergillus wentii DTO 134E9, 1509 nucleotides long. Its product is annotated as mitochondrial 37S ribosomal protein mS29. Gene Ontology annotation, molecular function: structural constituent of ribosome. The coding region runs from base 1 to 1509 and encodes 502 amino acids. The record is from RefSeq and is a predicted model, not a curated record. The transcript is spliced from 2 exons. Gene Ontology annotation, cellular component: mitochondrial small ribosomal subunit. Lineage: Eukaryota; Fungi; Ascomycota; Eurotiomycetes; Eurotiales; Aspergillaceae.
AUGGUGUCUUCCUUCUGCUGGAGCUGCCUGUCGCGGCUUCGUCCGACGCCUCGAGCUCUCCUACCUCCGCCGGCUGCAGCGCCCGGAAUUGCGGCAUCAUUCCACACGACCUCGAUGCGAUAUGCACAGCCCGCGAAGAAGAAGAACAGCAUGGAGGGGCCUGCCAAGUACCGUCAGGCAAAGUCUGCUAAGAUGAAGAAGAAGAAGCAAGUGGACAGAGCGCGUCCCCCGGCAGUCGGAGAACGCAAGGCCCUCCGGAAACGCAUCGUUCUCAGCAACCCCAAUGCUCUCGAGGUUGCGGGCAUGGAGGAGCUUUCAGAGCAGACUAUGGUGGAUGCACGUCUUCGGGGAUCCGUGCUUGCCCUUCCUGUGCCCAUGAUUGAUCAAUUGAGAGCGGUUCAAGCCUUCAAGCCUAGCCAAGGCUGGUCGAUAUUCCGCCGGCCAGGAACUGUCGUGAGACGGGAGACUUUGGAUAUGGGAAGACUGAUCAACAACAUUUCUACUGGUGGUCAGGAAGAGGGCAAGAUGUUCAGAAAAAUUAUCACUGGUGUGAGAGGAUCAGGAAAAACAGUGCAUCUUCUCCAAGCCACGGCAAUGGCCUUUACCAAGAAAUGGGUUGUUUUCAGUGUGCCUGAGCCACAGGAAUUGGUCGACGCGCAUACUGGUUACGCACCACUUGACGACGCCAACCCAUCACUGUACGUCCAGAAUGCGGCGACAGCUGCUUUGCUGUCCCGCACGGCCAUCGCCAAUGAGGAAGUUCUCAAGGGUCUGAAGGUGUCCCAGGAACAUCCCGCUCUCAAGUCCGUCGUUAAGCCUGGUAUGACUCUGGACGCACUUACCAGAAUCGGUAUUCAGGACCCUGCUGUUGCUUGGGCUGUUUUCCAGGCUCUGUGGACUGAGCUCACUGCAACCGCCCCGGCAACCAGCAUGACCAAAGACUUCACACCUCGUCCUCCUAUGCUGGUCACCCUAGAUGGUCUGGCGCACUGGAUGAAGAACUCCGAGUACCGCAACACUGAAUUCGAGCCCAUCCACGCUCAUGACCUUGUUUUCGUGAAGCACUUCCUUUCGCUGUUGAAGCCGAAUGCCGCCAAGCCCACUCUGCCCAACGGUGGCCUUCUCCUUUAUGCCACCUCUGCUUCCAACACCCCGACCGUCUACGCUCUUGAGGUCGCACUGAAGCAGCUGGAAGCUCGCAAGGCUGGUGUUAAGCCUUCUGACCCAAAUUACCCUCGGGAAGACCCAUACAGCUAUGCUGACCAGCGGGUUAUUGAGGCUUUCAGCGCUCCUGAGUCCCAGUCUGCUAAAGACACCGCGCUGGAAAUUCAGACUCUCACUGGUCUGACCCGGGAUGAAGCCCGAGGCUUCAUGGAGUACUUUGCACACAGUGGUCUUCUGCGGGAAAACGUCAACGACGAGUGGGUUGGUGAGAAGUGGAGCUUGGCUGGUGGCGGCGUCAUCGGCGAGCUUGAAAAGCUGGCAAGACGACUAAGAGUUACUGCCUAG